Molecule: messenger RNA, 3645 nt
Organism: Aspergillus fischeri NRRL 181
Lineage: Eukaryota; Fungi; Ascomycota; Eurotiomycetes; Eurotiales; Aspergillaceae
Product: DNA-dependent ATPase RAD26
Exons: 3
Coding region: 1-3645 (1214 amino acids)
Biological process (GO): transcription-coupled nucleotide-excision repair
Cellular component (GO): nucleus
Molecular function (GO): ATP-dependent chromatin remodeler activity; ATP binding
Source: RefSeq, a predicted model, not a curated record
AUGGAUCACAGCGUGAAGAACGAGGGGGAUGGCUCCACUGAAAUUGAAGUGGUCGAGACACCUCAGAGGACCGAGGGAUUAGAUCCCUCCAAUACCGCCGAGGUGGCGACAGCGCCUGACUCAAAGCAGCAAGAGGAUCCCUCUGCAGUGACCGACGAAGUAAGCCGUCUACGAGAGCUCCAGGCCGAUAUACGCGAUCAGGAUGACCUUGAAAGGGACAUAUCUCGUCAGGCCGACAGGUUGCUCAUGGAGCAAGCCGACGAACGCGACAAGAAGAGGUUGGAGAAGACCACUCUCGAAAAAGAGAAACUCGAGGCCCAGAUUCUUAAACUCCAUCAGCGUCUGUCGCAGCCAGUUGGCACGUCUGCUCGAGUCCGGUUAGAGAACGAGUUGAGCAAUCUAGAAUCUCGCAACGCCUCGCUAGAGAAUGACUUGAAAGAAAUCCAACAACGUAUUGACGACAGGCAUGAGGGUCUCGAAGCAGGUACUCAGGCAACCGGGACAGGGCGCAUGCCAAAUGAAUCUCGAAGAGAUUAUCUUAUCCGAACCGGGAAGAUAACGCCUUUUUCUAGGAUGGGCGCAGGCCCGAAUGAGGGUCCUCUUGCCAGCCUUCAUGACGCUCUGAUUGAUGCCGAGGAUGAACGUGACGAGGACGAGGCGUUGGAGCAACUGAAAGAUCGCUCAGCUGUUUCACACAGGAAUCUCGUCCGACCCGGAUUCGACUUUGACGAUGAGAGUACCGAUACAAGUAUCGCACAAACUCGGCCAAGCAAGAGACGAAAGCUGGAGGGUGGUGCACGCCGGAAGAAGGCCGGUAUCAAGCAAGAGGACUCCGAUUCCAUGGCAGCAGAUGAAGGUAAUGAGCUUUCUGAAGAUAAUGACGAGUCGGCAGAUUAUGUGGCAUCUGAAGAACAAGAAUCAUUGCUGGAGGACGAAGAAGAAUUUUUCCCUGACGGAAAGCCAGAGCGACCUGUAGCUCACAAAAAGGGGAAGAAACCUGGGGAUGAAAUGGAAGAUUUCAGCGGAUUGGACGACGGCGACGAGAGACUUUAUCAAUCGAGACUGCAGAGCUGGGUGAGUCGGAGAAGCGCCGCUCGAAAGCGUGCUUCUAAGGCGCUGCAAGCAAAGGAAGAGCAUGGGAAUACCAUUGAUGAGCAGGCCUCGACCGAAGAGGAUGAAUGGUUCCUGCCUCAUCCUACAGUACCAGAUGUGUCUUAUGACAAUGGAUAUCGCUUACCUGGGGAUCUCAAUCCUUACUUGUUUGACUACCAAAAAACCGGGGUGCAAUGGCUAUGGGAGCUAUACCAGCAGAAAGUGGGAGGGAUCAUCGGUGAUGAGAUGGGGUUGGGGAAAACGAUUCAAACAAUAGCUUUCCUAGCUGGACUGCAUUACAGCAAGAAACUGGACGGUCCUGUGAUUGUGGUAUGCCCUGCUACAGUUAUGAAGCAGUGGGUCAACGAAUUCCAUCGCUGGUGGCCACCUUUUCGUGUUUCCAUCUUGCACACGUCCGGGAGUGGCAUGGUUAAUAUCCGGAGCGAGAGCAGCAGAGAGGAUGCUCUCCUAGCUCAGACCUAUUCUUCUAGUUCGCGGGGAUUCACCAGCAACCAGAAGGCAGCAAGGAAGGUUGUUAAGCGUGUGGUGGAAGAAGGCCACGUUUUGGUCACUACCUAUUCUGGAUUACAAACAUACUCUCAUUUUCUGAUUCCAGUGGAAUGGGGUUGUGCAAUUCUUGAUGAAGGUCAUAAGAUUCGAAACCCGAACACUUCUAUCACCAUCCAUUGCAAGGAGCUUCGGACUCCGCACAGGAUCAUCCUCUCGGGUACCCCUAUGCAGAAUAACUUGACCGAGCUUUGGUCGCUUUUCGAUUUUGUGUUCCCGAUGCGCCUUGGAACGUUAGUGAACUUUCGGAACCAAUUCGAAUUCCCUAUCCGGCAAGGCGGAUAUGCGAAUGCUUCUAAUCUGCAAGUGCAGACAGCUGCCAAGUGUGCAGAGACGCUCAAGGACGCCAUCAGCCCAUAUCUUCUGCAGCGCUUCAAGAUCGAUGUGGCUGCGGAUUUGCCCAAAAAGACCGAGCAGGUGCUCUUUUGCAAGUUGACCAAGCCACAGAGGAUGGCAUAUGAAUCAUUCCUGAAAUCUGAAGAGAUGGAAUCCAUCCUCAAGGGACGCAGGCAGAUUCUCUAUGGAGUUGAUAUACUGCGCAAAAUAUGCAAUCACCCAGAUUUACAGAAUCAUAAGCUGCAAUCGCAUCAACUGGGCUAUGGAAAUGCGAACAAAUCUGGCAAGAUGCAGGUUGUCAAAUCUCUAUUGGAGUUGUGGAGAGACACCGGCCAUAAAACCCUACUUUUUGCCCAGCAUCGAAUCAUGCUGGAUAUCCUUGAGAAGUUCGUCAGGUCACUGUCUGGGUUCAACCAUCGGCGUAUGGACGGCACCACACCCAUACAGAACCGGCAAACCAUGGUUGACGAGUUUAAUAAUGACCCGAAUAUACAUGUCUUCCUACUCACGACAAAGGUUGGAGGGCUGGGAGUGAAUCUUACGGGUGCGGAUAGAGUCAUCAUCUACGAUCCAGAUUGGAACCCAUCGACAGACGUGCAGGCCCGGGAGCGAGCAUGGCGACUGGGUCAGAAGCGCGAUGUCAGCGUCUACCGCUUAAUGACCGCUGGAACAAUCGAGGAGAAGAUAUAUCAUCGACAGAUCUUCAAACAAUUCCUUACCAAUAAGAUCCUCAGAGACCCCAAACAGCGCCAGACUUCCUUUCAGUUGAGCGAUUUGUAUGACCUAUUCGCGCUCGGGGACGAGAAGCCAGGUGCCACGGAGACGAGCAAACUCUUUCAAGAAGCUCAGGUUACAUUUCAGGGAGACGGUGACGGCAAUACUCAACAGCCUACCAAAGCCGAGGACGCCUCAUCUGACAUGCAAGCCGAAAAGAACGGCAUCAGCAAAGUAGUGGGUGUCUCGUCCGUGGAGAGAUAUCAGGGCGAGUCGGAGCAGCCCAGCGAUCAGGAGAAAGGGGCUGGAGGCGUUAAGUCAGAGUCACGCAUCAUGGAAGGCAUUUUCGCUCGCUCUGGCGUACACUCGGCUUUGGAGCACGACCAGAUUGUCAACGGCAAACGGGUUGUCCGAGCAGACCCCAAGAUCAUCGAGGCGGAGGCCAAGAGGGUAGCUGCCGAGGCCGCCGAGGAGCUGCGGCGAGCUGGUGAAGCAGCACGGUCUGUUCCCAUUGGGACUCCCACCUGGACAGGUCAAUUUGGAGUCGCAGGGAGGCCGGAGGAAAGACCUCUCCCUUCAGCAUUUGGCGGACGAAGCAGUACUGCGCGGCGAACGGCGGCCGGCCCCUCGUCAGCGAGCAUUCUGGCUAACCUCUCCGCACGGACACCGUCGUCCCGGAGCGCCACGAACAGCCCUGCACCGUCCAGGACUCCCACUGGCGUGGAUUUCAUGACGAUGAUUCGAGACUACAUCUUGUCGCAGGGUGGAGCCGUUUACACACAGAUGCUGAUCGACCACUUCAACCGUUACUGUACCACACCCCAGCGAUCGGCCGAGUUUAAGGAAAUGCUUAAGACAAUUGCCGUGCUCGAAAAGGGUGGGCGAAACGGGCGAGGACGAUGGUCGCUGAAACCCGAAUUCGCCAAGGUGAAAUAA